AUGGCAGAAUCAUCCAGUAAAAGUGAAGAACAUAUUGUUGAAGUCAAACCUGAAGAAAAGGAAGUGGAACCUACAAAGUAUUUUGGAAUUAGUCCAGAAGGCGAUUUUUUAGUUGAAUUAGUAAUAAAAAAUCUUGAUGAUUUAGAAUUCGAAUUUCAUAUGUAUCAUAUUCUAAAUUCGAAUAAUAAAGAUAGCUUAACAUUAGAAAACAACUCGGAACAAAAAGAUGGCUUAAAAUCAGAAUGUGAUUCAGAGCUAAAAGAUGACCAGGAAUUAUCAUACAGGAAACUUUCCAGCAUUCCUACCGCAUUUAAAUUUACUGAUAAACAACUAAAUAUGAAUAAGGAUGAAUAUGAAAACAUAUUUAGGUGGAUCGUCGCUGUGUCAGAUAAAUCAGCUAGUUCUUCAGAAUUUAGAUUAUUAGCAAUAUCUUGUGUCAGUACUAAAGACGUGCCAAAUUAUAAGGAAAUACACCCAACGGAAAUUCAUAAUAAUGGAUUUACUUUCGUUUUCAUUAUAAAUAUUAGUAAUAAUGAUUAUUCAAUUGAUUAUAUUGAUGAUAAGAAAUUACCAAAUAAAUAUGGCGGAAUAGUUAAAUUGUUUUCUAAAAAGGAUGAUGAACACUUACUUAUUCUCUUAACACUAUCAGGAAUCUAUAAGUAUCAAAUGAAGAACAAAUUUAUUAAUAAUGUACAAAAGCUAAAAUACCCAAAAAGAAUAUACAACGCCAUCAAAAAUAAUUUAAACUUGUUUGAUAUCAGUCAAAUAUUCAUAUAUAUCAACAUAAGCAUAAAUAAGCAUUAUUUUUUGGUUGAUACUAUGAAAGAAGACAUCAAAUACAUAGAACUUUACGAUUUAAAAACAAACCAAUUGGUAAAUACCUUUAUAAGACCAAUUUAUUGCAAAUCAGUUAUGAUAGAUUUUCCUAGAUGUUUCGCAGUAUCAGACAAUGGCAAAUUAUUAGCAUAUGAAUAUGAACCUAAUAGAGUAAUCAAAAUAUAUUCAAUCGAAUGCAGUCUUGAAAUAGCAGAGCUUGUUAUUACAGAUUCAGAAUUUAAUAGUGUUAGAGUUAUUGAUUUUUUUCACAAUGACGAGAUGUUACUUGUAUAUUCUUCGGAAAAUAAAUGGUCUAUCUGGAAUAUUUUCGGCUCAUUACGAGAUUCUAUUAAAUUAAAAGAUCCAGGAUUUAAAAUGGAACUUCUUUCUGAUUUUAAAUCGCUUUGGGAAAUGGACCGAUUAAAUUCAUUCAUAGUCUUUAAUAAGAGUGGCAACCCGAUUUUUUAUGAUGAUUUAAUUGUAGACAAACAUUUGAAAUAUUUAAAGAAAAGUGAUAAACAAGAUUGGAAGGAACUGUCAAAAGAUUAUUUCUCGAAACAAGGUCUAGAUAAAAAUAUCCGAGAUCUUCAUGAUAAAGAAUCAGAAUUAGAUGAAGAUAAUUAUAUGCUUGAACCUUGGUCACUUAACGAUAAUUUAAAGGCUCCACUAUAUUCGUUUUAUCUUGAUGAAAAAAAAGAAAAAAUACUUUCAAUUGGAUACCAUACAAUUCAAGUUUGGUACAAUAAAGGAACAAAAAAAGGUGCUAAAAAAAGAAUUCUUGAAUUAAUUUGCACACCUUUAUAUCACUUAUUUCCCCAAACGUCAGACAUGUUACUCUUAACUUUAUUUGAAAUGAGAACAAAAAUAGAAGUAAAUAGUAUCAAGUAUUGCAUCGGAAAAUUCAAACUUAGUAUUCAAGUUGAAGGAAAUGAUUAUCAAAUUAAAAUAGAAGACAAAGAUGACGUUAUAAAUUCAGUAAAAUAUGCUUGCUAUGCACUAAAAUAUUUGUAUGUUUAUAAAAAAUUUGAACAGUUUUAUGAUAACGAUACUGAACAAAAACUAUAUAAUGUGAUUGACCAAACACGAAACAUAAUCUUGAGAUUUAUUAGAUUGUAUCCAACUGUGUGGCGAUUAUUAGAUAUUCGGUUUGAUUUGUUGAAUAUUCUUAUUGAAAUUGGAGACUAUGAACUUGUAAAUGACGUUUUAUCAUUUGGGGAAUCGAUUCAUAUACCGCAAUAUUCAUCUUGGUCAGGUGGAAUAAAUACUAUUCGUACUGCUCUUUCGGAUCAAACUAUGCUAGCGUGCUUAUUAGAAUAUUAUUCUAAUAAAGCAGUUCAUAAUAUUGGAUGGAUGAAUACAGUUGUAGACAUUAUACCGGAAUUAUAUAAGAGUAAUGAAGAUAAGAAGAAUGAAAAAGAAUCUUAUUCAUAUUAUUAUGCUCAAAAAUUAUUUUAUAAUCCCUGCUUUUGUAACAAACAAAUGGAUUUAUUAUCUUUCGAAUUUCUUGAAAUUAUUCCAAAGUCAAAUGGCUUAUUAAAAGUUUUUAUACCAAUAACGCAAUUAGUUCCACAAGAUUCCGAGUUGGAUCUACGGGAGAUUGAUUAUAAUAAAAUUGUUGAUAUUCGAAUGGUACCUUUAGCAGAUUUUACAACGAACAAAAGAAUAUUGGAUAUAAAAGAAAGAAAACUUACAGAUUUUCUAAAGAUAUUAAUUUCUCCUGGUCAAUAUUCAACACUUAAAGAGGAGGAUUACAGUCCAUUUAUUAAGCUCGUAAUAAAAGGUGAACGCGAUAUUUUAUAUGAAAAUCCAUCAAUAGGUUUUCCCUCUUAUAUUGGGUUAUAUGAAUCUUCAUCAACAUAUAAUCCAUUUUCAAAUAUUCUUGAUUCUAUACUUGCAGUAUAUGAUUGGUCUUCAAUUUCUUUUGAUAUUUGGAGUUUUUGGCCACUUACUGUAAUUAGUGUAGUUGGUAGUUUUAUGUUUGUGAUAAUAUUACAAAAUGUAAUAAUUUCAUUUAUGAGUGAUGCUUUUUCUGAUGCAGUCAAAGAUAGUAAACGUGGUGUAUAUCGUUUUCAACUUGAUCUAAUUUAUGACUUCGCUCUACUUGAAAAAUCAUUAGAAUUUAAUGAUUUGGAUUCCAAGUUUAAGGAUAAAAUAAGAGUAAAGUAUAUCUGUUUUUAUGAUGAUCCAAAUAUUACAAAAUCUUGGAAAGAAACAUCAGAUAAAAUGAAAUUAAAACCAUAUUCUAAAAUUGAAACCUUAAAGAAGAGUGGAUUUGAAUCUUGGUUAGUUGAAGAUUGUGAAUUUAUUUGGGGAAAUGAAAAAGAAGUUAUAGAUGAUAAAGAAAAAAAAAUUGUAGAUAACAAAGAUAUUAAAUAUUGGUUCUUUGAAGAUUGA
Molecule: messenger RNA, 3210 nt
Organism: Dentiscutata erythropus
Lineage: Eukaryota; Fungi; Glomeromycota; Glomeromycetes; Diversisporales; Gigasporaceae
Source: the annotation of a GenBank genome assembly